GAUUCUGCGGUUCGCGCGAACGAUCGUCAUCGUCGGCGCAGCCUGCUACGCGUCGCCUUGGUUGUAUUUGUGAGGCGUCAUUAUCACACCGAACUAGUGCAUCUUGCCCGUGGCUACUUAGUCCGGUGCUCGAUUUGUUGUGUUUAGUCUAAUCGCAACCGUUGAACGCAGCGAACGUGGCUCUCGCUGGAGAAUACCCUUUUAAGUAGAGCACUAAUACAGCCUUAAACGGGGUUUAGCUUUAGCAGAAGAGCAGAGGAAGAUCAAAAGCAAAAAAAGUUGAUUAAUUAUCAAAAAAAAACUGUGUUUCUUUUGCGACGACACGACGACUUUCACCGAACUUUGCACACACAGUGGUUGCUGCGAUCUCGCGAUCUUCGUGCAAAAACGAAAAAAAACUGUUUUAAGGUGGAAGCAGAAUCGCAAAAGUGCGUGCGUGUGCGUUUCACCUUAACCUGUUGCGUCGUCGCGUUCGAAAACAAUAGUUUCGCAGUGUGUGAGGGGAAUUGUGAUUUUUUGUGCCAAAAGGGGAGAACAAAACAAUACCCCACCGACUUCUGGGUGAUAUCACUCGCACGCGGCCUACCUCGAUGAUUCCAAACAGUCAACGUCACCACCGUCACCGCCUGCUGCUGUAAUCUUCUUGCGCUCAGUUCGUUGCGAAGUGUUGUGCUACUAGGUUGGGUUCGGGUGUGUGUUCGGGUGUGGACUAGCGCAGGAGAAUGCCUAUUUGUACGCUACCGACGGUCAGGAUCUACGAGGACUUUGACAAGAUCAGUGCCAAGGAGGUGUACUUCACGGACACCGGGGAUAAGAUUACGGUGAAGCUGCUGCACUUUCCCGAUUUGAGUCCGGAGGAGCAGACCCAGCUGCAGACGAUGUACGACAGUGAGGAGGAGGAGGGCUCGGGGGCGUCGUCGUCGACGACCGUUACGGGAAACUCCGCUCCGUUGGUCGAGGAGACGAGGUUUCGAUCGCGGAAAAAGUCUACGGGUCGGAAGUUUACGAUCGAGCAGCGCAGGAGUAGUGGUGCGUUGAGGAAAAACUCCAAGGAAGAUGUUACGAGCAGUGAUCAGUCGUCCCCUGCACCGGUCACGACUUCAGUUAGAGUUCAGCACCACCAUCAUCCGUACCAUCACCACAGUCAUCAGCAGCUGUACCGGACUCCGGUGGUUCAACAUCCACCGAACGACCACGUGAUCAACGGAACGGGUUCGUCGCUACGCCACGGCCGUCUGCAGAACCACCGGUCACCGUCCCCGAGACAGCAGAACCACAACCAGCAGCAAUCGUCCAGCCUGUGCCCGGGUUACGAACAGUACCAGAUGUCCCUGCUGGAGGUUCCGAUGCCGUGGGACUACGGCGACGCGUCCAGCGAUGACCUCAGCUCCGAGUGGGACUCGGAUGUGCCGGACGUGCGCAACGAGGGGCAGGGACCGAAGCCCUCGGGAUGGCGCAAGUUGCGCAACAUCGUCCAGUGGACGCCGUUCUUCCAGACGUACAAAAAGCAGCGCUACCCGUGGGUCCAGCUCGCCGGCCACCAGGGCAACUUCAAGGCCGGCCCGGACCAGGGCACGGUGCUGAAGAAGCUGUGCCCCAAGGAGGAGAAGUGCUUCAAGGUCCUCAUGAAAGACGUCCUCCGACCGUACGUCCCCGAGUACAAGGGACAGGUGAACAGCGAUGACGGUGAAUCCACCUACAUCCAGCUGCAAGAUCUGCUCAGUGACUUCUACCAGCCGUGCGUGAUGGACUGCAAAAUUGGCGUGCGGACCUACCUGGAGGAGGAGCUGUCCAAAGCCAAAGAGAAGCCGAAACUACGAAAGGACAUGUACGAAAAGAUGAUCCAAAUCGACCAGAACGCCCCGACGGAGGAGGAGCACCGCGCCAAGGGUGUCACCAAGCCGCGCUACAUGGUGUGGCGGGAAACGAUCUCCAGCACCUCGACGCUUGGCUUCCGGAUAGAGGGCAUCAAGAAAAGCGACGGAACCAGCUCCAAGGACUUUAAAACGACCAAAUCCCGCGAGCAGAUUAGCGACGCGUUCCGGGAGUUUGCCGAGGGUUUCCCGCAUGCCCUGCCCAAAUACAUCCAGCGGCUGAAGGCGAUCCGGGCCACGCUCGGCUUCUCCGACUUCUUCAAGCGGCACGAGGUGAUCGGUUCGUCGCUGCUCUUCGUGCACGACCGGCACCACGCCAGCGUGUGGUUGAUCGACUUUGCCAAAACGGUGGUCCUCCCCGAAACGGUCGCCAUCGGGCACGACCGCAAGUGGAGCGUCGGCAACCACGAGGACGGCUACCUGAUCGGCAUCAACAACCUGAUCGAAAUCUUCACCGAAGUGCACGAAGCCCAGCAGCAGACGCUGACCGGCCGAAUACCGCGGCUUUCGUUGCCCGACCUGGGCGAUCUCAGCGCGCACCAUCAACACAACAACAACAACAACAGCGUCAAGCAAGACAACAACCAUCCAAGCAGUCAUGAACAGUUGCCGCAGCAACAGUCACAGCCUCCUCUGGUCGUCGGACUCAACUCGUUGACACUUUCCACAACCACGGGCGGCUCAACGUCCACGUCGCCGCCGCCUACUGUGGACUCUGUCGGAGGCGGCGGUUGUCUGAACAACAACCGCGACUGUGACUGCGACAAAAGCGACGAACCCGUGCCGUGAGUGCAGGUGAGUUGGACAUAUCCGAAAACAAAAAACUAAAAAACUCCUGAGCGAUCUGACGGGAAGGACUGAUUUACUGAACUGUCGAGCAGUUUAUUUUGACAGAGAAGGCAGCUGGGCAGCUGGCCGGAUUGUGCUAGCCGCGAAGCGCCUGGAAGGAACACAUACAAUCCACAAUUGUAUUACUAUACGAUAGUCAAAAAGUUAUUCUUUUUUUUUUGUUAUGCUUUUUUGGUACGCAGAAUCGCGGAGAGGGAGAGAGAGUGAGAGGAAGCGCUGAAUUAUUUCCUCCACAGUUUUGUUCCCCGAGUAAGAUGAACAAAGUGCAUGUUUGAAUAAAUAAUCUUUAAUACAAAAA
This is a messenger RNA of Culex pipiens pallens (northern house mosquito), 3021 nucleotides long. Its product is annotated as inositol-trisphosphate 3-kinase A-like. Gene Ontology annotation, cellular component: cytoplasm; nucleus. The coding region runs from base 723 to 2663 and encodes 646 amino acids. The transcript has 8 exons. The record is from RefSeq and is a predicted model, not a curated record. Gene Ontology annotation, biological process: inositol phosphate biosynthetic process. Gene Ontology annotation, molecular function: inositol tetrakisphosphate kinase activity; inositol-1,4,5-trisphosphate 3-kinase activity. Lineage: Eukaryota; Metazoa; Arthropoda; Insecta; Diptera; Culicidae.